Hipposideros armiger (great roundleaf bat) is the source of this 1134-nucleotide messenger RNA. Its product is annotated as nucleolin-like. Lineage: Eukaryota; Metazoa; Chordata; Mammalia; Chiroptera; Hipposideridae. Gene Ontology annotation, molecular function: RNA binding. The record is from RefSeq and is a predicted model, not a curated record.
ACGCCGGCCAAGAAAGCAGUUGUCACCCCCAGCAAAAAGGCAGUGGUUACACUGGUCCCUGCCAAAAAAGCAGCAGUUACACCAGCCAAAGCAGUGGCGACACCUGGCAAGAAGGGAGCCACAGCAGGCAAAGCACUGGUAGCAACCCCUGGAAAGGGAGCAGCCACCCCAGCUAAGGGGGCAAAGAAUGGCAAGAACGCCAAGAAGGAAGACAGUGAUGAGGACCAUGAUGACAGUGAAGAGGAAGAGGAAGAGGAGGAGGAGGAUGAGGAUGAGGAUGGAUUCGCGCCAGCAGUGAUGAAAGCAGCAGCUACUGCUGCUGCCUCAGAUGAUGACGAUGAUGAGGAAGAUGAUGAUGAGGAGGAUGACGGUGAUGAAGAAGAUGAUUCUGAAGAAGAACCCAUGGAGGUUAUACCUGCCAAAGGCAAGAAAGCUCCUGCAAAAGCUGCUCCUGUGAAGGUCAAGAGCACCGCAGAGGAUGAAGACAAAGAGGAUGAUGACGCCCACGAAGACGAUGAAGAUGAUGAGGACGACGAUGAGGAUGAAGAGGAGGAGGAAGAGCCUGUCAAAGAAGCACCUGGAAAACAUAAGGAAAUGGCUAAACAGAAAGCAGCUCCUGCAGCCAAGAAACAAAAAGUGGAAGCCACAGAACCAACUACAACUUUCAAUCUCUAUGUUGGACACCUGAACUUCAAUAAAUCUCCUCCUGAAUUAAAAACCGGUCUCAGUGACAUUUUUGCUCAAAAUGAUCUUGCUGUUGUGGAUGUCAGAAUCGGUGGGUCUAGGAGGUUUGGCUAUGUAGAUUUUGAAUCUGCUGAAGAUCUGGAAAUAGCCUUGGAACUCACUGGUUUAAAAGUCUUUGGCAAUGAAAUUAAAAUAGAAAAACGAAAGAGAAAAGACCGUAAUAAAGAUCGAGAUGCAAGAAUCCUUGUGGCUAAAAAUCUGCCUUGUAAAGUUACUCAGGACAAAUACCAAGAAGUGCUUGAAGAUGCUAUGGAGAUAAGAUUAGUCACCAAGGAUGGAAAGAGUAAAGGGAUCACUUAUAUUGAGUUUAAGACAGAAGCUGAUGCAGAGAAAAUGUUGGAAGAAAAGCAGGGGACAAAGAUAGAUGGGCAAUCCAUGUCCCUGUACUAA